Echinostoma caproni is the source of this 228-nucleotide messenger RNA. The record is from the annotation of a GenBank genome assembly. NCBI's taxonomy places the organism in Eukaryota, Metazoa, Platyhelminthes, Trematoda, Plagiorchiida, Echinostomatidae.
AUGUUAACUACCACCCGGAACGAACUAAUCGAAUAUUACAACCCGACAGACGAUCCGCAGCUAGCCAGAAAGAUAUACACCGAAUGUCACUACGUCGGAGCUGUCGAUCAACGUAUGUCGCGCUACGAUCGGGUCAAACCAGCCGGAACGGCACUCGGAAGAAGAGGCAAUGUACGUGCCAAGUGCGGACCAAAACCAGCAGGGAUUGACCAACAGAAAGAGGCCUGA